GGGGGCAGCCGGGACCGACCGACUGAGGGACGGACGGACCAUUAGGGCGCGCUCCGCCUCCUCCGCCUCCUCCGCCUCCUCCUCCUCCUCCUUUUUCUUCUUCUCCUCUUUCUCCUCGUCGUCGUCGUCGCCGCCCCUGAGGAGAAAGCGGGGGCGAGGACGCCGAGCGCUUCGCCGCCGCCUGCGGUCCGGCUGAGCGAGCCCGAGGAGAGGCGAGGGGAGACAGGAGCCAUGGCCCUGGACGGGAUAAGGAUGCCAGAUGGCUGCUACGCCGAUGGGACGUGGGAACUGAGCGUCCAUGUGACAGACCUCAACCGAGAUGUGACGCUGCGAGUGACGGGCGAGGUCCACAUCGGAGGGGUGAUGCUCAAGUUGGUGGAGAAACUCGAUGUCAAAAAAGAUUGGUCGGACCAUGCCUUGUGGUGGGAGAAGAAGAGAACGUGGCUUCUCAAAACUCACUGGACUUUAGACAAAUAUGGUAUACAAGCUGAUGCUAAGCUCCAGUUCACACCUCAACACAAACUGCUCCGCCUCCAACUUCCCAACAUGAAGUACGUGAAGGUGAAAGUGAAUUUUUCCGACCGAGUCUUCAAAGCCGUUUCUGACAUCUGCAAGACUUUCAAUAUCCGACAUCCUGAAGAGCUCUCACUCUUGAAAAAACCCAGAGAUCCCACAAAGAAGAAAAAGAAAAAACUAGAUGACCAGUCGGAAGAUGAGGCGCUUGAACUAGAGGGACCGUUGAUUACUCCUGGAUCGGGCACUGAUGUUCUUUACAUUGGCCCUCUGAAAGGAAGCAUAUAUUCGAGCCCAGGACUCUAUAGUAAAACAAUGACUCCAACUUACGACGCUCACGACGGCAGCCCCUUAUCGCCAACUUCGGCGUGGUUCGGAGACAGCGCUUUAUCAGAAGGCAAUCCUGGCAUACUCGCUGUUAGCCAGCCAAUCACGUCACCGGAAAUCUUGGCCAAAAUGUUCAAGCCACAGGCACUCCUCGAUAAGGCAAAGAUCAACCAAGGGUGGCUGGAUUCCUCGAGGUCGCUCAUGGAGCAAGAUGUGAAGGAAAAUGAGGCCUUGCUGCUCCGGUUCAAGUAUUACAGCUUUUUUGAUUUGAAUCCGAAGUACGAUGCAAUCAGGAUCAACCAACUUUAUGAGCAGUCCAAAUGGGCCAUUCUUCUAGAAGAGAUUGAAUGUACAGAAGAAGAAAUGAUGAUGUUCGCAGCCCUGCAGUAUCACAUCAAUAAAUUAUCCAUCAUGUCGUCAGAAAAUCAUUUGAACAACAGUGACAAAGAGGUUGACGAAGUGGAUGCGGCCCUUUCUGACUUGGAGAUUACUUUGGAAGGGGGUAAAACAUCUACCAUUCUGGGUGACAUCACUUCCAUUCCUGAACUUGCUGACUACAUAAAAGUUUUCAAGCCAAAGAAGCUGACCCUCAAAGGUUACAAGCAGUACUGGUGCACCUUCAAAGACACAUCUAUUUCGUGCUACAAAAGUAAGGAGGAAUCCAGUGGAACCCCAGCUCACCAAAUGAACUUGAGAGGAUGCGAGGUUACUCCUGACGUAAACAUAUCUGGCCAGAAAUUUAAUAUUAAACUCCUGAUUCCGGUGGCAGAGGGGAUGAAUGAAAUCUGGCUUCGUUGUGAUAAUGAGAAGCAGUACGCCCAUUGGAUGGCAGCCUGCAGAUUGGCCUCCAAGGGCAAGACCAUGGCCGACAGCUCGUACAAUCUGGAAGUUCAGAACAUUCUCUCCUUCCUGAAGAUGCAGCAUUUGAACCCAGACCCUCAGUUAAUAACUGAGCAAGUCACAACAGAUAUCAACCCUGAAUGCCUGGUGUCCCCUCGCUACCUAAAAAAAUACAAGAAUAAGCAGGAAAAAGGAUGCAAAAAGCAGAUGCCAGGCUAUAUAAGAGACUUGAUCACAGCAAGAAUCCUGGAGGCCCAUCAGAAUGUAGCUCAGAUGAGUCUCAUUGAAGCCAAGAUGAGAUUUAUUCAAGCUUGGCAGUCUUUACCGGAAUUUGGCAUCACACAUUUUAUUGCAAGGUUCCAAGGGGGUAAGAAAGAAGAACUGAUUGGCAUCACUUAUAAUAGACUAAUCCGAAUGGACGCCAGUACCGGAGACGCAAUUAAAACGUGGCGGUUCAGCAACAUGAAACAGUGGAACGUCAACUGGGAAAUCAAAAUGGUGACUGUAGAGUUCGCCGACGAGUUACGGUUGUCUUUCAUUUGUACUGAGGUGGAUUGCAAAGUGGUCCACGAGUUUAUCGGCGGCUACAUCUUCCUGUCGACACGCGCAAAAGACCAAAAUGAAAGUUUAGACGAAGAGAUGUUCUACAAACUUACCAGUGGUUGGGUGUGAGUUGUGCGGUGUAAAACGAAACUCCAUGGCCAUAGCGAUAUUUAACUACAAAAGCUGUUAUUUGAAAUAUGCUGCUUAAUAAAGUAAGCUUGAAAAUGUA
Messenger RNA from Ornithorhynchus anatinus (platypus), 2452 nucleotides. It is a transcript of the gene FERMT2, whose product is annotated as FERM domain containing kindlin 2. The transcript has 18 exons. Gene Ontology annotation, cellular component: focal adhesion; extrinsic component of cytoplasmic side of plasma membrane. Bases 232 to 2352 code for a protein of 706 amino acids. The record is from RefSeq and is a predicted model, not a curated record. Gene Ontology annotation, molecular function: integrin binding. NCBI's taxonomy places the organism in Eukaryota, Metazoa, Chordata, Mammalia, Monotremata, Ornithorhynchidae. Gene Ontology annotation, biological process: cell-matrix adhesion; integrin-mediated signaling pathway.